Molecule: messenger RNA, 834 nt
Organism: Prorocentrum cordatum
Lineage: Eukaryota; Dinophyceae; Prorocentrales; Prorocentraceae
Source: the annotation of a GenBank genome assembly
GUGUGCGGCACCUACUCGGCAGACUACGGCUUCUUCGGUGUUCCCGGGGAGGCGCCUUUUGAGGCAGUGGCGGGCAAGGACCUGCCUGCGCUGGCGGGGUACGAUUGCAAGGUCCUGGCAGCGGACUUGGACCGGCUGGCGUACAAGAAGGUGAACGUCAAGAGUGACCAGGAGAGCUCGAUCGCAGCGGUGGUCCGGAAGCUCAAGGAGACUUGGGCCGGCGAGAUCAUCAUCGAGAAGGCCGAGCGCGCUGCCCAGAGCAUCCAUGACCUGGCGCGGACGCUCAAGGAGCAUGUGGAGAUCCAUGCCCGGAUGAAGCUGGACUCAAGGAGUCCGGUGAUAGCGUGGCUACUCGAGCACGCGUCGAACCUGCGCCACAUCUACAACCGCGGGGAGGACGGCGUGACGCCGUUCCAGCGGGUGAUGGGCAAGGUGUGGCAGGUGCCACUGCCGGCCUUCGGCGAGAGCGUGGAGUUCAAGAAACGCACGCGGCGCAAACUUGAGGCGCGCUGGGGGCGGUGGCUGUUCCUCGGCGUGAAGGUGGAGAGCGCGGAGAAGAUCGUUGGCGCGGAUCGCGGGGUCUUCGUGGCGCAGUCGUUGCGGCGGCUGCUGGAGGACCAGCGUUGCGACAGCGAGGCGCUGUCGAAACUGAAGGGUUUACCUUGGAAGCCAAUACCUGAUGGGAGCGACGACCAGGAGGCGCUGGAGUUUCCGGGCGCUGCCGAGCUUCUGCCGGACAGCCCAGAGGUGCCGAAGGCACCCGCCGAGGCGGCAGAGCAGACCACAGGCGUGCGGAAGUACUGCAUCACGUCCGCGGACUUGGACAAGUACUGA